AUGUCGCGAAAGGAAGUUGGCAAGGAUAAUCCUCUCGAAGACUCCAUGCCAAUAAACUCUCUGCUGGCUCCGGGAAUACUGAAUACUCCCAACCUGGCGAAGAUAAAGAUCCCGAAUAUGACGGCCUUCGAUGGAACGUCCUGCCCAGAGGAACACUUGAUGGCCUACAAGAACUUGAUGCUGCUAUACACCACCAACCCAGCAUUGUGGUGCAAAUUUUUCCCAACUACGCUCAUAGGAGUAGCCUUGACGUGGUAUACCUCCCUUCCAGGAGGAAGUAUCCACAGUUUUUUCCAAUUAGAAGGCAAAUUUCUGGGUCACUUUGUAGCAUCUAGAAGGCAGGAGAAAUCGAACUUCCACUUGCUUAGCAUAAUCCAAUUGGAAGGGGAAUCCAUAUCGUCAUAUUUGAAGAAGUUCCACGAAGCAGUGCUGGAAGUAACUGACUUGGAAGAAUCGGUCGCAUUAAACGCCCUGAUCAACGGAAUGAAGGCUCAAAGGCUGAAGUUCCAUUUGGUCGAGAGUCAAAAAAGAAGGAUUCAAUAUCCUCCAAUCAUUCCUCAAGGAACAGAGAGGAACAUUCAUCAAGGAGGGAUAGAAACUACUUGCCGCGUCGUCCGGAACCCCCAUCAGACAUGGGACCUCUACGAUCCAGACAUGUAUAUGCCAUGGAAGGAGAAGCUAGAACAUGGAACUUACUCGACGGAGGCAAUGAUCCAAUGUUCAACCGGAACAGGAAAGACAUAUUCUUCGCCAUCCGGGACGAGUUGCCGACCCCCUACUACAACUCUCUCUGAUCGCCGCAACUACAAUUUAUGGUGUGAUUACCACAAAGAACAUGGCCACACCUUGGCCCAAUAUCGCGAACUCAAACCUAUCCUGCAUCAGUUGGCCGACGAGGGGAAGCUGUCGAGGUUCAUCAACCGAAAGGACUAUGACACAAGAGGCGAAGUGGAAAGGAGGCUUUGGAACCAAAAACGCAGAUCCCCCAAAAGAGACGAGGCUAGGCGCGAAAGUUCCAACAAGCAAGGAACUAUUAACAUGAUUUUCGGAGGUUACACCGAGGAAUAA
Messenger RNA from Amaranthus tricolor (Joseph's coat), 1068 nucleotides. RefSeq lists its product as uncharacterized. The record is from RefSeq and is a predicted model, not a curated record. The coding region runs from base 1 to 1068 and encodes 355 amino acids. The transcript has 2 exons. Lineage: Eukaryota; Viridiplantae; Streptophyta; Magnoliopsida; Caryophyllales; Amaranthaceae.